Molecule: messenger RNA, 5865 nt
Organism: Ailuropoda melanoleuca (giant panda)
Lineage: Eukaryota; Metazoa; Chordata; Mammalia; Carnivora; Ursidae
Gene: BNIP2
Product: BCL2 interacting protein 2
Exons: 10
Coding region: 305-1240 (311 amino acids)
Biological process (GO): apoptotic process
Cellular component (GO): cytoplasm
Source: RefSeq, a predicted model, not a curated record
CACGCCUCCGUCUCUGCCGGCCGCCGCGCCUGAAGAAGGCCGGGAUACGGUCACUUCCGCCGGGGCAGCUCUGCGUCCGGGUCAGCGGCUGCCGCUGCCUCUGUAGCCGGGCGACUGGGCCCGGGUCUCCACUGCCGUCCGAGGGGAGCGGGCUCCUCUCGGCGCUGCCUUCUGCGCCCUGGCCGUCAGCCCCACGUCGCCGGCCUGGAGGGGCGAAGAAGACGAGGGAGCCAAGGCUUCCUCCGGGGACAUUGGCUCUCUGGAUUAUCAGGAGUUUGUAGUUGAUAUUGAAUCUAAGCUGAGGAUGGAAGGUGUGGAACUUAAAGAAGAAUGGCAAGAUGAAGAUUUUCCAAUACCUCUACCCGAGGAUGAUGGUAUGGAAGCGGAUGUAUUAGCUGUGACUGGACCAGAGGGCCGGCCUGAAGGCAAUGGAAAUAAAGUAAGAAAGAAACUCAUGGCUCCAGACAUUAGCCUGACCCUGGAUCCUAGCGAUGGCUCUGUCCUGUCAGAUGAUUUGGAUGAAAGUGGGGAGAUUGACUUAGAUGGCUUAGACACGCCAUCAGAAAACAGUAAUGAAUUUGAGUGGGAAGAUGACCUUCCAAAACCCAAAACUACUGAAAUUAUUAGGAAAGGCUCAAUUACUGAAUACACAGCAGCAGAGGAAAAAGAAGAUGGACGACGUUGGCGUAUGUUCAGAAUUGGAGAACAGGACCACAGAGUCGAUAUGAAGGCAAUUGAACCCUAUAAAAAAGUUAUCAGCCAUGGAGGAUAUUACGGGGAUGGAUUAAAUGCCAUUGUUGUGUUUGCUGUCUGUUUUAUGCCCGAAAGUGGUCAGCCUAACUAUAGAUACCUGAUGGACAAUCUCUUUAAGUAUGUUAUUGGCACUUUGGAGCUGUUAGUAGCAGAAAACUACAUGAUAGUUUAUUUAAAUGGUGCUACAACUCGAAGAAAAAUGCCCAGUCUGGGAUGGCUCAGGAAAUGCUAUCAGCAAAUUGAUAGAAGGUUACGGAAAAACCUAAAAUCACUAAUCAUUGUACAUCCCUCAUGGUUUAUCAGAACACUUCUAGCUGUCACAAGACCCUUUAUUAGCUCAAAAUUCAGCCAAAAAAUUAGAUACGUCUUUAAUUUGGCAGAACUAGCGGAACUUGUCCCCAUGGAGUAUGUUGGCAUACCAGAAUGCAUAAAACAAGUUGAUCAAGAGCUUAAUGGAAAACAAGAUGAACCGAAAAGUGAACAGUAAGUUUGGCAUCUAGUCCAAACAAGACAAGAACGUGCUGGUGAAGCAGUGCUCUUUUUUGCAUUUAUAAUGCAUUAUUGGCCCUGAUUUUUAUGUAACCUGUUACAAAAUUGACUUGACUCUUCCUUAAUGGACUUUUGUAUAAGGGACUGUUCACUGCUGUAUUGGUUUGCAAAUCUCUUGAAUUUAGCUCUUUAUUAGCUAAUUAUAUUGUAAUCCUUUUAUAUUUUAUAUUGCUAAAUAGCAGAGAACCACACUUUAUAUAAAGCAGUUUUUGCAUUUGUUUGUUGAAUGAUGCAUCAUCUUCAGUAAACUAUUUAUAUGCCUAAAUGGUAAAAGAAAGAGAUAAUAUAUAUUUUUAUGUUUCUGAGCAAUAUUUUUUAAUGUAUACCUGUCUUGUGGAAGAAUAUGCAGGUAAAUAAGACCAUGAUUUGUAAAGUGCAUGUUUGAAUUUUUGUUUUUGUAAAUGGUUAGAUACAUUUCCUGGGUAACUUAGAAAACAGAGUUGCCCCUAAGGUGAGGGACAGUUAAACUGGUUCUCAUGAAUACCCAAAGGUCAUGUACAUAGUCUAAGUAGAUUAAUACUAUCCUAAGCUGCUUUUUUUUCCUCAUUUAAUACCGUUUCUUAAUUCAGAAGCGCAAAUACAAGUGUAUUGCACACUUUCCUUUUUAAACUUUUAAAGACAAGUCAAAAAGCCAUUUUUAGAACUAGAGAAUUUAAGAGGCUAAGAAGUGGGGUUUGUAUAUAUGUAUAUAUGGGACAUUUUAUCUUCUGGCCAAAAGUCAGAACUUUAUAAAAAUUUUUGGUCUGUUCACUAAUGUGAAAUAAGCUGUGUGUCCAGGGUAUCACUCUCCAGAAUUUGUGAGUGCCGUGUAGUAGUCAGAGACUGUGAGGAGUGACUCACUGUCACUGUUUUUCUGUAGAAAAUAGGGGCUGCUUUUUUAACUGCUCUCAAUGUGGGCACUUUACCAAAAUACUUCUUAAACUUGAUAGUAGGUAGGUGUUUGACCUAAUCAGAUUUGUGUAUAUUCACAUUUUCUGUUGAAUCAUGUUGACAGUACUGUAAAUUAAGUUAUUUUUUUAAGUCUUAGAGCAUCAUUACAUUAUGCUGUUUUGGACGACGUUUGAUAUAAGCAUACAAACUUUUUGUUUAAUUUGGUAAAUACCUUGACUCUACAUUGAAAUACAUUGUACUGAGGUGCCCAAACAGAACUUAGUUACCCACAAAAUCAUCCUAAAACAACAGAUUGGUCUGAUACUGUGUCAUAUGCUUGUGUGACUCAUACUCAUGUGGGAAAAUUAGCAUCCUCCAAGUUUGAGGGUACUUCCACACCCCAGCCCUUCCUAUAAGGUAAUUUACAAAUGAAUGUCCCGGAAUAGCAAAAUUGAAGCAGAUGAGAGCUAAGCUUUUAGGAUUUAUUCUGUCCCUGACUGAACACACAUGUGGCUUUUACCUUUGCCAUUUUUUAUAUAAAGUUUCUGUUAAAAAAGAAAAUUUUCCUUUACUUUUUGUCCUCCUCAGUUAUAAACUUGGCAUGCUAACCUAAGUCCAAUUAUGGGAGAUGCUGGAGGAUUCCCAGGAUGAGAUGUUCCUCAGCAGCCUUCUGACUUAACUUGGAUCCAGCAGCCAUGGGCAGAUCCUAAACUAAUGUCAUUAUAGCAAAUAAAGCCCAAACCAUUAUUGCUUGCUCAAACCUUAGAAACAGUUAGUGUUGAAAACAAACUAACAGUAACAACUUAGGCAUUCCUUCUGAAUUUAGCAUGAGAAUUAUGAGUAAAGGAUCACUGAAUUUAAUUAUGAUUAGAGUCUAUAUAGAGCUCUUUAAGUAGUCUUUCAUCUGUAAGUCUUUAUUCUGUUGAAAAUUUGCUGAGCUUUUUAAAUAGGUGGUUUUCCUCCACAUAAAGCACACAGUUCUUCAGGUUCAACAGUUUGUUGUGUUUAAUCACUUUUGCUUUUGCAAGCAUUGUUCCUAACUAUAGACACAACUUGUUGCAAAAGUGGUGCAUUUUCGUCAAUAUUUUUUUGAAGUACAAAUAACCUUUAAUCUGUUAGAACAUGAAAAUUCAGAGGGAACGGUGUUAAUACUUGGGAUGUGCUGUGAAUCAUUGGAUUAAAAGACACCUGCUCUAACCUACACCGUAAUGGAAUCUGGUAUAGGGACAUGCCCCAUAAUAAAUGUUUCAUAAUUAUAAUUAUAAGGCAUAAGAUCAUAACUAGUAGGUUAGAGGAAAAGCACUUAGCAAGUUUGUUCUUUGUAAUUUGUCACUAUGUGACAUUCCUCCCAUAUCAUUCGAUUUUAAUUUUCCAGUGCUGGUUGAAAUGAAAGUACGUAAAAUGUAUUAUUUUACCUUUCUGCUGGGGUCAUGGAUCUAACUUAACUUGUUCAAUGUGAUUUUUGUCACUAUAUUUUGUUAUACGUGGGAUCUGAGUGUCUCUUUUUAAUCAAAAGUUUCUCAUAUAAAAUAAUUUGGUUGUGUUCUGCUUGGACAGAUUCCUAAGUAGCACCAAGGAAAAUGCUAUUUUGGCCCCACACUUGAAGCUUAAUAGCCUUUAAUUCAAGUGGGGCAUGGGGAGGAUAGGGUCCUAAGGAGAGCCUAAUACGGUAGUUUGAAAGGAAGAUAACAAAACAAGGAAGAGAAAGAACUCUAAAGGGCUAAGAGGAGCUUUUAUCUCGGAUGUCACUGAAUGUGUCAAGGGAAGUACUGUGUAUGGCGGCUCUUUGCACCAUGUAACAGGCUUUCUUGUAUCCAACGGGAAAACCUACAGGCUUUGCACAGAAUAUGUGAAUUAAGACUAGAGUGAAGAGGGCAAAAGCUGAUAAUACCUAUAAUGAGAAUUUGUAUUUUCCUCUGUUUUGUCUCUUCAUACAGAAGCAAGUUUGUACAGAGAGGGUCAGCAAUUACACUGCUCAGAUUAAAGUUUAGGACUAGGUUAUUUUUCAUAUUUUAUGAAACAUGGUAAACAAUGUAGUCUUCCAAAAUGGACAGCACUAUUUAGUGACUGCACUGAACACUGAAAUUUGCUGAUUGAUAAGUAGAUAUCAGUAGCUAGAAUUUCUUCAACUAAAAUUUCAGAAUUUAAGGUAAAGGUUCUGUUUUUGAUAGGUUCUGUUUUUGAUAGAGAUUUCUUGUAGAUGACUAUAGUGUUACUAUUUGGGAAUUUGGAAGUGUUCGAUUUAGUGCAGAAGUGGCUUUUUUAGAUUUCUUCAAUUGAGAGGUAAAUUAGCAUUAGGGUAUUGGUUAGAAUAGGCCGAUUUCUUGUUGAGAUCAGUAAAGGUAUGGAUAUAAGGUGACAGUAGCUUCGUCCUUUUUCCUGUGUUGUAUGUGGAAAAUUGCUAACAUUGCUCAAUCAGAAGGGAGAAGAUAGGCUGAAAAUAGAAAUUUGCUAAUCCGUUCCAUCAUUUGUUUUCUUAUUUUUUUGAAAUAUUUAGACAUUUGAGAAAUGGAUCACAAACCUCAAAAGGAAGAAAUAGAGGAGUUAAUGUGCUUAUUAGUUAGACCAAAUAUUCUGUUAGAGUUUAUCCUUGUCACAGGGAACAGGAAUUGUGUGAUUUGAGUCGCUGGGAGAAAGCAUGAAGAAUUUAGCCUCACCUGAGAAGGUCAGCUGGUUAGGGAAGUGGGAGAUUUUCUGCUCAGUGUUCUAAUAGUACAGAAGAAUUACCUAGGGAUCCUUUCACUCACCUUUUCCCUAGUCCCAAGAUUCCGAAUGAAAUUAGAAUCAGAUCAGUGGUGAGUCCCAGUAAAGUAACUUUCUUUUCAAGUUCCAAAUGGUACUUGAAAAUAAGUAUUGUGUUGAACAUAACGACUGACACUAAAAUUUGAAUGUAGUUGUUACUUUGUUGCAACUGUUUAUGAUAGAUCUACUUAAUUUCUAAUUUUGGAGAAUUACUUUUAAGAAUACUAUGAAAAGUUCACAUAAAGCACUUAAACACCUGAUGAAAAUCAAGGGUUUAAUUAAGCUUUCAGAUUGAUAAAGAAUUGCAUUGAGCUGCUUGCUUCAUAUAGCUGUCUGAUUCUAUCUUGUAAGACAUUGUACAAGAGGUUAAAACAUUUACAUUUUGGAAUCUUUGUGUUUUCACAAUCAGUGUGGCUAAGGAGGAACUUGGAAAAUAAUACCAAUUAGCUAUUCCACUGCACUUUUAAAAGUUCUGCCCCUUAAACCAUUUAUUUACAUAAACCUAGCUAGCAAAUGUUGGAGGUGUGUUCAGGACCACUGACUUGCACAGUCCAUAGGACACUAUUCACAUAGAACACAAUUCAGAGUGAGUUAGACACCUACACACUUUGAUACAGAUUUCAAAAAUUGAAAUAUUUUUCUUAAUGUAAGUUCACGUGCUGCCAUUGAGACACAGUGUGCUAUGAUCAUUUCACUACUAUUCAGUUGAUGUUGCCUAGCCUUGGUGCUGUCAUUUUACAGCAUGUGAAAUUUAGUUCUGAUGACUGUGUGUGCAAGAUGUUGAUGUGAUCCCUGUAAGAAAUAAUAGGUUUGGUCUUGAUUUACUAAGGAGGUGUAAUAUUUUUCCUUUGACUUGUUAGGAAUACAGUAACUUGUGUCCUGAUUUGUUGCACGUCAUAUUUUUGCAACGUUAAUGAAUUUAAAUAAAUUAAUUGGAAAGUUUGUUUUUGA